This is a messenger RNA of Sphenostylis stenocarpa, 2229 nucleotides long. The record is from the annotation of a GenBank genome assembly. Lineage: Eukaryota; Viridiplantae; Streptophyta; Magnoliopsida; Fabales; Fabaceae.
AUGUCUGUUGCUACUCCAGUCAGUGGCUUGUUACCAAGGCAUUCUAGAAUAAGAGCGCGUGGCUUUGGAAGCAUAAGGAUUGGAAGCAAUGAAAAUCCACCACACAGGACAUCCUCGGAGAGUGAUUUGGGAAGGAACAAAGAUGAUGAAGCUGCCGGUAAUGAGACAAUGGAAGCUCCUUAUUCAUGUGAGAAGCAAGAUUCUGACAAACGAUCCAGAAAGAAGCGCUACCAUCGCCAUUCACAUGAUCAAAUCAUGGAGAUGGAGUCAUUCUUUAAAGAGUGCCCACAUCCAGAUGACAAACAAAGGAAAGAGCUGAGUCGCGAACUCGGGUUGGAUCCCAUGCAAGUCAAGUUCUGGUUCCAAAACAAGCGUACCCAGUCUCAACAUGAACGCCAUGAGAACAGUAUUUUAAGGGCUGAGAAUGACAAGCUUCGCGCAAACAACACUAGUUACAAGGAGGCACUAGCCAAUGCUUCAUGCCCUAGUUGUGGAAACCCUACUGCUCUUGGAGAAAUGUCCUUUGACGAACAACAGUUGAAUAUCGAGAAUACGCGAUUAAGAGAAGAGAUUCAAAAGAUGUCAGCAAUAAUAGCCAAAUGUGGUGGAAAACCUGCGAGUUCCUACCAUAACAUGCCAUCUCAAAACCAGCUGAUGUCUCCUCUCUCGUUUGAUCAGGGAGUUGGAAACUACGGAGCACAGACAGCGAUGGUAGGGGAAAUGUUUGGUGGCAAUGAACCUCUUAGGACACUCCUAAUUACUAAUGAUUUUGACAAAGACAUCGUUAUGGAGAUUGGUGGCGUAGCAAUGCAGGAACUCACAGCGAUGGCUGUGAAUGGAAAUCCUUUGUGGGUCCCUGCAAAUGGCUAUGAGAUUCUGAAUCAAGAUGAAUAUCUGGUGUUAUUCCCUAAGGGAAUAGGUCCAACACCCUUGGGCGUAAAAGUUGAAGCUUCAAGGCAUUCUGCAGUAGUCAUCAUGGAUUGCAAUAAACUCGUUGAGAUCUUUAUGGAUGUGGAUCAAUGGGCAAACAUGUUUUGCGGCAUCAUUUCAAGGGCAGUGUUACAUCAAGUUCUGGAAAUUGGUGGAAAAGAAAUCUUGGAUGGAGCCUGUCAAGUGAUGUCAGCUGAGUUCCAAGUCCCAUCACCGCUUGUUCCUAUCCGUGACGACUGUUUCGUGAGGUUCUGUAAGAGGAACUCCAGAGAAUCAUGGGUGAUUGUUGAUUUUUCCGUGGAUCAGCUGCGACCCAGUUCAUUCACAAAAACCCGAAGACGACCAUCUGGUUGCGUAAUCACAGCAUUGCCAAAUGGUUACUCAAAGAUUGUUUGGAUUGAACAUGUAGAACUGGACGAUAAUGAAGUGCAUGAUCUUUACAAAAACUAUGUUAAUUCUGGCCUUGCCUUUGGAGCUAAACGCUGGGUGGCAUCCUUAGAUAGACAAUGCGAACGUCUUGCCAGUGCAAUAGCCACCAACAUACCCCAAGGGAGCAUUGGUGUGUUUACCAAUCUUGAAGGAAGAAUAAGUACGAUGAAGCUGGCUGAGAGAAUGAUGUUGAGCUUUUGUACUGGUGUUGGUGCUUCUACUGCAAAUGCUUGGACACCGUUAACAGUUGGCAGUAAAGAUGUGAGGGUCAUGACCAGAAAAAGUGUGGAUGAUCCAGGCAGACCUUCCGGUACUGUGCUGAGCGCUGCAACUUCUUUGUGGCUCCCAUUUCCUUCAAGGACUGUUUUUGAUUUUCUGCGAUCUGAAUACUCAAGAAAUCAGUGGGACAUUCUCUCUAACGGAGGUCCAGUGCAAGAACUGGCACACAUUGCCAAUGGUCAUGAUACUGGCAACUGUGUCUCCUUGCUUCAAGUCAACACUGCGAAUUCCAGCCAAAGCAAUAUGAUUAUACUUCAAGAGAGUUGCACUGAUGCUACAGGCUCAUUUGUAGUAUAUGCUCCUAUUGAUUUAGCUUCAAUAAAUAUUGUGUUGAGAGGUGGAAAUCCUGAUUGUGUUGCCCUGCUGCCCUCGGGCUUUGCUGUUCUUCCUGAUGGGCCUGAACUGAUGAACAAUGGAGGGCACAUUCGUGAGGUUGGAUCUGGAGGCUGCCUUCUGACAGUGGCAUUUCAGAUAUUGGUUGAUUCUAUUCCAACCUCAAAACUCUCUGCUAGUUCAGUGACUACUGUUAGCAGUUUAAUCAAGUGCACAGUUGAGCGGAUCCAAGCUGCAGUUUGCAGUGGCGGAACCUAA